This is a messenger RNA of Bombus pyrosoma, 3842 nucleotides long. Its product is annotated as sodium channel protein Nach-like. Gene Ontology annotation, molecular function: ligand-gated sodium channel activity. Lineage: Eukaryota; Metazoa; Arthropoda; Insecta; Hymenoptera; Apidae. Gene Ontology annotation, biological process: sodium ion transmembrane transport. The record is from RefSeq and is a predicted model, not a curated record. Gene Ontology annotation, cellular component: membrane. The coding region runs from base 2364 to 3812 and encodes 482 amino acids. The transcript has 6 exons.
UUGAAUAAAUAAUCCUUAUUAUUUGUCCGUAUUUUCUAUAAAAAGACGAAAGCCACUACGACGUAUAAGGUUUUCUAAGCUUCCCGAAAAUCAUAUAUUCCGUCGUUGCAGAAGCUUAUUUAAUCGAUUAUUAUAGUUUAGUCAGUCACUACUAUCGUAACUAACGCGCAGUAAAUGUUAAUCGGUUUCUCUUUCUCUUCAAGCAACGUUGACUGUCAGACCCAUGAAAAGCUACGAAAUCUAAUCAAUUUAGUAUCCCAAGGAACAAUGAUCAACUAGGGAAACAGUCACCAAUUAGGAAAAGUUCAUCGACAUGAUUUGCAACGCAGUCACGUGAAUGUAUAUUAAUGCAAAUAGAAUAUAAUAUGUUAAUAAUAAAAUCAUAAAUUCUGUGACAAUCAAUCUUCUUCUAUCGUAACGUCGCGUCUACAACCAUCGAAAAUUGAGGACAACUGCAGAUUAUUCGUAUGUAGAAUAUUUGCCGCACUAUCGCAAUGUAAUUAAUUUUAUCCUGAUACAAUUGACAUGCAUAAACUACUCUAAGGAUGUUGAAGAUCAGAAUUAAAAGCACGACAAAUCUUGUAAUCUGCAGAUAACGUGAUCACGCUUUUUUUAAUCAUUCUACGUUAAUCCUACGAUUAUAAGACAUACUAAAUGACAUCAUAUACAUAAAUAAAAAGAGAGUGGAAAAUAAGAGCAUAACGCUCUAUUUACGUUGAUUUAAUUGGACGUAAUAUUGACAAUAAACAAUCCUAUGAUAAACAAGUCUAUAAACAAUAACAUGUAAAUAAUGUUUUCCACAAAAAUGUACAGUUCCACGAACGUCCUCGAUCUAUAGUCACCGUGAUCUCAUGUUUUGUCAUACUAUUUGUUACGCCAUAUGUGCCUGACGGCAUAAAUAUCAUAUCCACCCUCGAGUAAGGUAAAAUACUAUUCACGGAUGACAGUAAUCUUUCAUCGACGGUAAGUGAACGAUGAUCGAGUCGGUGGCUGUUUAACGUUGAUGGCUACCUGAUUAAGUUCUUUAACACGUGCCACUUAAUGUUCCGAAGGGACGAAAACAUGGUCCAGUAGAAAGAGAAAUGGGUCGGAACGGAAGAAUGGUCGGCAAAGCCGCAAUAGGAGGAUACGUUAAUAGUUUUCGAAGAGGCUCCGUCGGAAUGGCGUAAGUGUUGUAUAUUUACACUGGCGUUACAGGCUCACACCUGGACGCAAGAAUAGCGCCGCUUCUUUUUCUCCGAAGUAUUUUCUCGCCAGUGCGUCAAGCGGCCCCCUAACAAAGGGGAUCGUUCAUUUUUCUUUCUUUUUUUCUUCGUUUCUUUCAAGUUUCAGACAUCUUUUUAUUAUUACUGCGAUUCCUGACAAUUGUAAUCCGUCAUACAAUUCCUCAGUUCUUGGGUUUUUUCUUUUUUAAGACAAACGUUGAUGUCGCUUCGAUGAUAUUUCACUUCGCUUGAAACAUUCUUGUCUGUUUGAUAUUUCAGUUAAUUUCUUUAUUUAUCUAUGCAAGGAGACACGAGGAAUAAUAUUCGAAUGCGUAAACACGUGUUUUAAGUUAGAAAAACAAACGUUCGUACGCUUGAUGAUGGGGCACGAUGAAUUUUCGCAUUAAGAGAGAGGAGGGACUCUGUGAGCGAAAUCGGAUCCGAGGAAGACAUCAAGAGGGUAGUUUACACCCGCUUUAACUCGGCGAUCGUCGAUUUUCCUGGGUAUGAAGACCGGAACAACGUCGGUAUGCAUGCAGAUGGUGGUCGUAAGAGGGGGUGGUCUAAAAUAAUAAAGAAGCUGGCACGAAGAUGAGGACUGUUUGUGUUUCCACAGACGAUGGCCGAUUCUUAAAUGACGAGAUGCAACUGGAAAAACGUAUAUUCGAAAGACAAUACUUCGAAUAAACGCAUAGUUAUCGAUAGUUUCCUGUUGGCAAUCGUUUUUCGUUCUAGAAAGAAAGAGAAUAAUAAAUGUUGUUUUCUUUUGUUUCUUUCAGCGAAGAACGUAAGAUAUUUUUCACUUCUUACCUCUGUUUCUUUAUCGUUUAAGAUCAAUAAUUUUCAUUACAAAAUUUUUAACCGGUAUAAUAAUUAAACGAACAGCGCUGAUCAGCUAAAAGUGGUACGCUUUAUUAUAAAGGAAUAUUUAAAUAGCGUUAUUGCUUUGCCUUGUAACACAUUAAUCUAUAAUUCUAUUUUGUUCCCUUUUACUUGAUCAAGCUGAUAAAUUAAUCGUGUUACGUGCAUAAUAUGCAUAAUAUAGAUCUAAAGUGAACAUGCGAUUCAAAAAACGGUCGAUUUGAUCUCGUUGUUCAGCUUAUUUGCUAUUAGUAGUAAUAUAUCUGCAGAAGUAUACGGUACCAGGCUUAGUUUAAAAUGAAAUACAAGUACAAUCCUUCAUGCAAGGAAUUACAUUCCAGUUUGAAAUUCCGAUCAAGAGAAUAUCUUUUGGAAAAUACGUUGCAUGGUGUUCCAUAUUUUGUGGAUUCCACACGACCUAAAUGGGAAAGAUUAAUAUGGUUUCUCUUGACAUUUGCAUCGCUAUUAGCGAUUAUAGCUAUAAUCAUAAUCAUCUUAGAUAAAUUUCAAACAGAGCCAACUAUAACCGGAUUAGAUAUAAUGACAGAAAAUGUUAAUAUUGAAUUUCCUCAAAUCUUUGUUUGCUUCGACUGGUUUCAUUUGAAUCAUUCGGAUGUGCCUGAGGAUGAAAUAUAUAUAUACGAAAAAUUGUACAAUUGGAUUUUUGGAAAACGUAUCGAUGUAAAAUCGUUCCCUCUUACUUACAAAAACAAAAACAAUUUUCGUAAAACUUUUGAAGCAAUGGGACCUGAUUGUGACCUUUUAAUUAGUGACUGCGUAUACAAGGGAAUAAAUAUAUCAUGUAACGCACUAUUUAUAAAAGUACAUACGGCUGUGGGGAUUUGCUGUAAAUCUAAAUAUUUAGAGCCACUUAAAAUUCUUGAUCAUUUAAGGAGUUUUGAAUUUAGGAUGUUCAGUUCGAGUUUUCCUUUAAGAGUUUACUAUACGCAACAGAAUGUUACGAGUCCAAGUCCAGGUGAAAGAGCCCUAGUAAAAGCACAUUUUCCUAUAGAUAUUGAAUUUAUUGUUCAUAUAACGUAUACAACUCCCGAUAUUCGUUAUUUGUCUCUUCGACAACGAAAAUGUUAUACUAAGCAAGAUAUAAAUUUUGUCAAUUUUAAUGAUUGUGAAAUGAAAUGUUUAAUCGAUAAGAUAUUUAAAUAUUGUAAGUGUUUACCAUGGUUUCUAUCGUUCGAUGGUAAAACAGAAUGCUCACUUUCAAAGUAUUCCUGUUUCAAUAACGUUAACAUCGAUAUAACUCAAUGUAGCUGUUGGCUAUCUUGCGACCAUGCGUCAUAUAGCGUAACGCAAAUACAAAAUUCUUCUAAAAAUACGAAUCGAGUUAUGUUGAGAAAAUGGCCAACAGCUCUCUACAAGAGAGAAGUACGAUUCGGCUAUUUAGAUUUACUUGUAUCGUUCGGUGGUAUUGCAGGUCUCUUUCUAGGAUAUUCUUUAUUUGUAUCUAUCGAAAUUGGAUAUUAUUUUACUCUUAGAACUUACUGUGGAGCUGUAAUUCAAUCAUCUCGGGAGCAGUACAAUAUCAUGACUGUUCAUGUUGUGGAAAAAAUUCCGCAGAAAGCAGAUACUAAUCAAAAAUAUUAUUUACGAGUCAACGAUUUUACCCUUGUUGAAUGCUGUUAUCAUUCCCGCGCUGUUAAUCCUUUCAAAAUCGCAAGAUCCUUGUCACGAUUCCGUAUUUAUUCAAUGCUUUCACGCAGACGCACCACGAUCCGCAUCGGUAAUUAGAAGCGCGCGUAAAUAAUAGAGUCUUUCAAA